UCAUUGAUAGCCUGUGACGCUUGUACAUCGUCGUACAAUCGCAAAGCACCCAUCUUCCCAACGCAGCUACUAUACCAUGGGCAGACUGUUUUGCGGGGAUAACUCAGCGACCGCAGUAUAGACCUUGCUUCCACUGCGACUGGAGACAGUGUACCGGAGGACGACGGAUGCGUCGAAGAUACUCUGACUGGCAGCAGGCUUGACCAUGUUACAGAGUGCGAACUUCUCGAUCGCUCCAUCCUUGAGAUAUAUCGGGAGCAGCCUUCUCCACGAACAAACCCGAUCCAGACACGUGCAUUCAAGGCUCUCCCAUGCAGCGAGCCUCGCCCUCCCCUCCCAUCGCAUGUCCCUCCCAAACCCAAAUUCCAUCCCCAUCGCAACGCCGCCGAACUUACCCGGCCAGGCCUCAUAUCCGCUCCCAUUAAUGCCAUUAAUGCGCCUGAUAUUUCCCCAGCGUCGUGGCCCACGCCCGUUCAUGCGCAUUGUCGUGUGCGCGCACCCGGUAUUAGCGGCGCUGCGCGGCUUGGCUAGCCUUGAAACAGGGAGAACAGCCCGCACUUCGCGCGAGGCCACAGGGUGGGGACCGGUUGACUCGGCUGCAUCGGCUGACGUGCAUACGCGCAACGCGCCGGGGGAGGGCGGCCAAUGGGAUCAUUUGAAGAUUUUUUUUCAUGGGAGAAGAAAGGGAGGGUUGGGGAGAUGGGGAUUGGGAAGAUGAGUUUUUGUGGGGAGGUGAUGGGAUGAAGGUGGUGACAGGAUGGUAAUUUGGGUGUGAAGAAAAAUUCCCAGGGUCGGUCGGUCCUGAAGGAUGGGGACUGCGCUCCUGUCGAUUUGCAGACCGGAUGUAAGCUGCUCAGCCAGCGGCCAUCUGAAUACCCGUGUAAAGUGCUUCAGAAUAAUU
This is a messenger RNA of Paraphaeosphaeria sporulosa, 901 nucleotides long. RefSeq lists its product as uncharacterized. The coding region runs from base 206 to 718 and encodes 170 amino acids. The transcript has a single exon. Lineage: Eukaryota; Fungi; Ascomycota; Dothideomycetes; Pleosporales; Didymosphaeriaceae. The record is from RefSeq and is a predicted model, not a curated record.